CGACCCAACAGGAUCUACGAGCACGCAUGCGCACAGAAGAGGUCGCGCUACCUUUUCUUAGUGGCAAAACAGUAGCUAAUAGCGGAGCUAGCUAAAAAAAUCCGGAUUUAAGUUCGCUUUAGGAAAACGGUUCACUGUGUUAAUGUACAUCUUGUACUAGAGUUAUAUAUAUAUUUCGAUGUAUCAGGUAGAUUUAUCUAAAAAAUGAUUUUAUAACCAGGGCAGGCUAACAACAUCGGCUAGCAUUAGCAUCAUUAGCAGGAAGAGGCCUCACCGGCUCGCUUUUUCUUCGAGGUGAUGAACAGUCCCGGCAGGAGCACACACAUGGACGGAGAGGAGGAUUUUUCAGGGAAUCACUCAGAUGAUGGUAGUGGCACUCCUGUGCAGGACGAACACGCCACAGCCUCAGACGCUGAGGAAUCUCAUCACUCCGAGGACGAGGGCAGCGACAGAGAAGGUCCCGUCUCCAGUCCGGCGGCUCCUGCGGAAGAUAGCGAAUCAGAACACGAGGACCGGAAGGGAGGAGGAGCCAACAGUGGCGACGACGAUGAUGAUGAUGAUGGCGGUAAUGGAGGCUCUCAUAAGCGGAGAGGAAGCACAUUGGAAACAGAGGAUCAGCACAAAGAGCAGGACAGUGAAUCAGAACACGAUGAGCCGCAGAAGGGGCGAGGCCAUGACUCUGACAAAUCGGGUGAUGAGAAAGUGAAACAGAGAGAUUCGGAUGAGGACGAGGACGAAAGGAGGAAAGAUGACAGAGAGGGGGGGGGAGCUGUGAUGCGGUCCGACAGUGAGGACGAGGAGGACAGGAAGCCAAAAGAUGAAGCAGGAAGUGAGCAAGAGGAAGGACGAGCUCGGGGCAUCCGAUCCGACAGUGACGAUGAUGAGGAGCUGCCUGUGAAGAGGAAGAAAGCGAUUCUCUCUGACAGCGAGGAUGAGGAGCAACCAAAAGUGGUGAAGAAGAGGAGGGCCAUGUCGGAUGAUGAUGAUGAAGACUCCGGUAGUGAUCAAGGCUCCGAGGCUCCUGAUAAAACGGUCGCCGCCAAACUCCGGGAGCUCGGUUCAGACAGCGAGGAUGAGGAGGAGAGCAGGACGAAGAUGGACACAGGGAAAAAAGAUGAGAAGACGCUGUUCGGCAGCGACAGUGACUCAGAAAACGACGAGGAAGAGAAAAUGAUAGCGGACAUCUUUGGAGAGUCGGGUGAUGAGAAUGAAGAGGAGUUUACGGGCUUUAACCAGGAGGAGUUGGAGGGGGAGAAGCAGCAGUCUCAGGCUGCAGGACAGAAGGCAUCAGUGGACGACUCGGAUUCAGACGAUGAUGUGGAGAGAGGAGGGAAAGAUUUGUCCUUCAUGUCUGAUUUCGACAUCAUGUUAGCAAAAAGGAAAGCCCAGAGCGGGAAGCGCAGACGGCACAGAGACGGGGGAACGUUUAUCAGUGACGCCGAUGACGUCGUCAGUGCCAUGAUCACCAAGAUGAACGAAGCUGCUGAGGAGGAUCGGACCCUGAACAGUCAGAAGAAGCCGGCUCUGAAAAAACUCAUGCUGCUGCCCACCGUCGUCAUGCAUCUAAAAAAGCAGGAUCUGAAGGAGACGUUUAUAGACAGUGGUGUGAUGAUGGCGAUUAAAGAAUGGAUCAGUCCUCUUCCUGAUAAGAGUCUUCCAGCUCUGAAGAUCAGAGAAGAGCUGCUGAAGAUCCUGCAGGAGUUGCCCAGUGUAAGUCAGGAGACACUGAAGAUGAGUGGAAUCGGCCGAGCCGUCAUGUUCCUUUACAAACACCCCAAAGAAUCACGACCCAACAAAGACCUCGCUCUCAAACUCAUCAAUGAAUGGUCUCGGCCCAUCUUUGGUCUGUCGUCUAAUUAUAAAUGCAUGACGAGAGAGGAAAGACAGCAGAGAGACCUCGAUCAGCAGAUCGCCCCCCGCAGGAGACUCAGCUCAGGAGGGCAGACUCCUCGCCGGGAUCUGGAGAAAGUGUUAACAGGAGAGGAGAAAGCGUUGCGACCGGGCGACCCCGGGUUCUGCGCGAGGGCCCGUGUGCCGAUGCCGUCUAAUAAAGACUACGUGGUUCGACCCAAAUGGAACGUUGAGUCGGAUUCAAACCGGGGUCCUGUGAGAAAGAAUUUAUCACGUGUAGAUAAACAGAUGCGUCGUUUCGCUGAUAUCCGCCGCCUCACCAAGACGGGGCACGCGGUCAAGAUCAGCGUCGAGGGCAACCGCAUGCCUCUCUGAUUCCGUACGCAUCACUUCCUGUUUGUUUUUGUUCAUUUACUUUUGUACAAUGGCGUACGUGUGGAGAUGCAACCUGCUGCCUGGAGACAGGAGGAGAAGAAGGAAGGUGGAGCUACAUGUCUGUAAUAUAGCUGUAAUAUCAUGUGUAUCGUGCAGCAUCGAUGUUCACGUGGAACUUUCAUAAUAAACACGUUCAAAUCA
Molecule: messenger RNA, 2427 nt
Organism: Silurus meridionalis
Lineage: Eukaryota; Metazoa; Chordata; Actinopteri; Siluriformes; Siluridae
Product: protein IWS1 homolog
Exons: 16
Coding region: 298-2226 (642 amino acids)
Biological process (GO): poly(A)+ mRNA export from nucleus
Cellular component (GO): nucleus
Source: RefSeq, a predicted model, not a curated record